This is a messenger RNA of Cynara cardunculus var. scolymus (artichoke), 1610 nucleotides long. RefSeq names its product serine/threonine-protein kinase RIPK-like. Gene Ontology annotation, molecular function: protein kinase activity; ATP binding. Bases 57 to 1430 code for a protein of 457 amino acids. Lineage: Eukaryota; Viridiplantae; Streptophyta; Magnoliopsida; Asterales; Asteraceae. The transcript has 5 exons. Gene Ontology annotation, biological process: protein phosphorylation. The record is from RefSeq and is a predicted model, not a curated record.
AUCCCAUCCAUUUUAUCCCCUUCCAAUUCAAUUCAUUUUUUGCAUUUUAAUCGAACAUGAGGAUGAAGAAAGCAUCAAGAACAUCGUGGUUAACAAGCUGUUUUUACAAGAAUCAAGAGCCUACGUCUUUCAAGAUCACGGAAUCACGAGCAGCGAAGAAGAAGAAGGAGGUCGACGACGUGGUCGUUGCGUCCCGGAAUUCGGUUCCAAGCCGGGUAACGUAUUCGGAAUUGAGCAACAGCUCGGCGUUGCCUGAGGAUUUAUCGAACUCGUUAGCUGGAUCGAACCUCUAUAACUUCACUGUACUUGAGCUUAAGAUCAUCACACAGUCGUUUUCUUCGUGCAAUAUAUUGGGUGAAGGUGGAUUUGGACCAGUUUAUAAAGGCUUCAUUGAUGAUAAACUUAGACCUGGUUUGAAACCUCAGCCUGUUGCUGUUAAAUCGCUUAACCAAGAAGGCGGACAAGGUCAUCGGGAAUGGCUGACAGAAGUGAUAUAUCUUGGGCAAAUGAGACACCCACAUUUGGUGAAGUUGAUUGGAUACUGCUUUGAAGAUGAACACAGGCUUCUGGUCUAUGAGUAUAUGCCACGUGGCAGCUUAGAGAACCAACUCUUUCGAAGAUUUUCGGUUUCUCUUCCAUGGUCGACACGAAUGAACAUUGCUCUAGGAGCUGCGAAAGGGCUUGCGUUUCUUCACGAAGCGAGGAAUCCUGUUAUAUAUCGUGAUUUCAAAGCAUCCAACAUUUUGUUAGACUCAGACUACACGGCUAAACUUUCGGACUUUGGACUUGCUAAAGAUGGUCCCGAAGGAGACGACACUCAUGUUUCUACUCGAGUGAUGGGCACACAUGGCUACGCGGCUCCUGAAUACCUCAUGACAGGUCACUUGACAGCUGCAAGCGAUGUGUACAGUUUUGGAGUUGUUCUGGUUGAGCUUCUAACGGGUCGAAAAUCGAUGGACAAGAGCCUACCGAGCCGAGAACAGAACCUAGCCGAUUGGGCUAGACCUCAACUCAAAGGUGCUAGGAAACUCAACCGAAUAAUGGACCCAAGACUCGAAGGUCAAUACUCGGAAACCGGGGCUCAAGAGGCAGCAGAACUGGCUUACCAAUGCCUUAGCCAUAGACCAAAGGCAAGACCAACCAUGACCAUGGUGGUUGAAACAAUCGAGCUACUAAAGAAAUUUAACGAGUUGCCAGUUGAAACUUUUGUUUACAUUGCCCCAACUGAAAUCAAGAUCGAUAGUCCAGAGAAGGAGGAGGAGAAAAAAGAUAGUAAAAGAGACAUGGAUGGACACCACCACCACCGACAACAUAAUGGAAGACACCGCCGGACUAAAUCUCCCAUGGUCCAUUCUGAGAUAGAUUUAUAUAGAAACCUCAGCGCCGGGAUGGAUUACCGCCGUAACAAAGAUUUAAAGGACGAUAUAUAGAUACAUACAUAUAUAUAUAUAUAGAGAGAGAGAGAGAGAGAGAGAGUCGGGCAACGCAUUAAAGCUGUAAAUGUAGAGAUUGUAAACGCAAAAUUAUAGUUUGAGUUGAUUACAUUUUUUGGUUUUGUUGGAAACUUUAGAUUUUCGUUCAUAUAAUUUAAAGUUUAUAAAUUCUUUCAU